AUGACUCCGUGUUCAAAUUUCGAGUUCCGGCGGACAGGUUAUUCGAAACCACUGUCCAGCGGUGGUCUCUUCGCUUGUUCUGGGAGCUCCAUGGUCGCAGCUUUGAACGGCGACAAGAUCUGGGCAUAUGGCUCGUCAUUUCUUGAACGUGAAACGUCGACGAAUGUUUCAUCUGGGCACAUUGAUCGGACCGGGCGCUUUAUAUGGCGGGAUAGAGUCGACCAGACGGUUGCGGAGGUCGGGUCGAUGAAGGAAGACGCGGCGGUGGUUGCGGUGGGCCUGGAGAGGCGGACGUCGACGCCGAUAUCUGAACGUAAAACAAAUGGGAGGUCGCCGGAGACGAAUCGUGACGGUCGAUCGGCGUGGCGAGAUGGUGUUCUUCUCCGGCGGCUGUACACUAACACGAAAUUUAAGUGA
This is a messenger RNA of Striga asiatica, 417 nucleotides long. The record is from the annotation of a GenBank genome assembly. Lineage: Eukaryota; Viridiplantae; Streptophyta; Magnoliopsida; Lamiales; Orobanchaceae.